Messenger RNA from Helobdella robusta, 1488 nucleotides. RefSeq lists its product as hypothetical. Bases 426 to 1202 code for a protein of 258 amino acids. Gene Ontology annotation, cellular component: nuclear envelope. The record is from RefSeq and is a predicted model, not a curated record. Lineage: Eukaryota; Metazoa; Annelida; Clitellata; Rhynchobdellida; Glossiphoniidae. The transcript is spliced from 9 exons.
CGGCAAACUUAAUUUUAGCUUUAAAUUUAGUUUUAAACUUCAUUUUAUUAGUGAAUUGUGAAUGUCCGCCUAACGUUAAAGUCCACAGUUGGACUGAUGACACAUUUAAAAAUGUUAACCCAAGCGGCUCCAACCUGGUGAUAUAUUGCUACCAUUCAUUAAGAAAUCCUAAAAAAUCUCUAUCAAAAACAUGGACAUCUGUCAAGUUUUUCUUGAAACCAAAUGGUCUCUUCACAUUGUAUGAAGGCAAAAAUGCAAGUGAAGUAUGUUCCAAGUUUGAAGAAAGUUCCAAAAUUUGGCUUCACCUGUCACCAUUUUGGCAGAAGAACACCUUUUUUGUGUCUCCAUUUAAAGAUUCCUGCAUUGGGAUAGUCUCCAAUGAUGAUUAUGAUGUCCAGCUCAUUGUCAAACACUUUGAUAUCGGCAUGUUUGCUUGUUUCAUGAUUGGUGUUAUACUUUUUCUCAUGGCUCCUAUACUAAGUAGUAAUGUUGUCUUCCACUACGGAGCUGGAGUUUCAUUUGGGGUGCUGGCUUCCUUGCUUGUUCUUGGUUUUGUUCUUGGGAAGUUUCUGCCAAAAAAAUCAGUAUUUUACAGUGUGCUGGUCGCUAGUCUAUCACUGAGUGCCUACAUGUGGAAUCGGGUGUAUGAAAACUUUGUCGAUCUCAUGGGCAACCAUUUUGAUUACCUCAUCGUAUAUGUCAUCAUCACGAGCGUCAUCAGCUUUGCUGUCUGCUACUAUAAGGGCCCAGUAUCAAACCCCAGGUUGUUAACUCUGAUCAAAUGGUCCAUCCAACUGAUAGGAGUAAUUUUCAUGUACUUUGGUUGUCAGUUGGAACCAAUCUGUGCACUAACUGUCUUCCUGUUAUUCAUCCUCAAAUUUGCCAAGUCCAAAAUUAAUAUUCCAUUCGUAGUUUGUUUCACUGACUUGUGGUAUCGUAUGUUUCCACCUCGCAUAAGACUUCUCACAGAGGAGGAAUACAACAUGCAAGGCUCCAUCGAGACGAAGAUGGCUCUGGAACAGCUGAGAGAGUACUGUCGUAGUCCUGAAUGUAAUGUAUGGAAAACCAUCUCUAGAUUGAAAUCACCAAAUAGAUUCGCAGCAUUUGUUGAGGGAAGUGUGGACCAUGUAUCUGAUGAGGAAUUAAAUGAGCACAUCUAUGGCGACAAGUUUCGCGUUGCAUCAAUGUAUUUGGAUGAUUGAUUUGGGAUUCUACAAAUUGGAUUUUAUUGUUAAUUUUGGUUUUUUAACUUGUAAUGGAAUCACUAAUUUGGGAUACUUCAAAUUCAAUGGUGUCGUUAAUUUGGGUUUCUCCGUUAUUAGCAUUAGUGGUUUUGGUUUCUCGAAAUUUCAUGAAGUCAUUAACUUUUUUAUUUCCACCACUUUUAAUGCAAUUGCAUAAUUAAUUUUUCAAUCUCCCAUUUUUUUAUAUGCUCUCUUUACGAAAUUUUGUUGAUUUGUUUUUUAAAAAUAAAUCUAUUCUUUGACG